Messenger RNA from Manis pentadactyla (Chinese pangolin), 5804 nucleotides. It is a transcript of the gene CCDC6, whose product is annotated as coiled-coil domain containing 6. Bases 320 to 1738 code for a protein of 472 amino acids. The transcript is spliced from 9 exons. NCBI's taxonomy places the organism in Eukaryota, Metazoa, Chordata, Mammalia, Pholidota, Manidae. The record is from RefSeq and is a predicted model, not a curated record.
CGGCGGGCGGGUCCCACAGCCUUGCGCAGGCUUUGCAAGGCGGCCUAGCGAGCGCGCAGGCCCGGCGGGAGCGAGCCCCAGUGCAAUACUGCCCGAGCCCGGGCGGGGUCUCUGUUCUCUGGCAGAGGAGGUCUCUUGGCAGCGGGAAGCUCCCUCUCUUUCUCUCGCCGCCGCUCCGAGUCUGCGCCCUGGUGCCAGGCGCCCAGCUCGGCGCUGCUCGGUCCUCGCCCGGCGCCCACUCAUUCGCAGCCCGGCUCCGCCGCCGCCGCCGCCUCCCUGCUCCUCCUCCUCCUCCUCCUUUCCCCAGCCCGCCGCGGCCAUGGCGGACAGCGCCAGUGAGAGCGACACGGACGGGGCGGGGGGCAACAGCGGCAGCUCGGCCGCCAUGCAGUCGUCCUGCUCGUCGACCUCGGGCGGCGGUGGCGGGGGAGGCGGCGGCGGUGGGAAGUCGGGGGGCAUUGUCAUCUCGCCGUUCCGCCUGGAGGAGCUCACCAACCGCCUGGCCUCGCUGCAGCAGGAGAACAAGGUGCUGAAGAUCGAGCUGGAGACCUACAAACUCAAGUGCAAGGCUCUGCAGGAGGAGAACCGCGACCUGCGCAAAGCCAGCGUGACCAUCCAAGCCAGGGCUGAGCAGGAAGAAGAAUUCAUCAGCAACACUUUAUUCAAGAAAAUUCAGGCUUUGCAGAAGGAGAAAGAAACACUGGCUGUAAAUUAUGAGAAGGAAGAAGAAUUCCUCACUAAUGAGCUCUCCAGAAAAUUGAUGCAGUUGCAGCAUGAGAAAGCUGAACUAGAACAGCAUCUGGAGCAGGAGCAGGAAUUCCAGGUCAAUAAACUGAUGAAGAAAAUUAAAAAACUGGAGAAUGAUACCAUUUCUAAGCAGCUGACAUUAGAACAGUUGAGACGAGAGAAGAUUGACCUUGAAAAUACUUUGGAACAAGAACAAGAAGCACUUGUUAAUCGUCUCUGGAAAAGGAUGGAUAAACUUGAAGCUGAAAAGCGAAUCCUGCAGGAGAAAUUAGACCAGCCAGUAUCUGCUCCCCCUUCGCCUAGAGACAUCUCCAUGGAGAUCGAUUCCCCGGAAAACAUGAUGCGCCACAUCAGGUUUUUAAAGAAUGAAGUGGAGAGGCUGAAGAAGCAACUGAGAGCCGCUCAGUUACAACACUCAGAGAAAAUGGCGCAGUAUCUGGAGGAGGAACGUCACAUGCGGGAAGAGAACCUGAGGCUGCAGAGGAAGCUGCAGAGAGAGAUGGAGAGAAGAGAAGCCCUCUGUCGACAACUCUCCGAGAGCGAGUCCAGCUUGGAAAUGGAUGACGAAAGGUAUUUUAAUGAGAUGUCUGCACAAGGAUUAAGACCUCGCACUGUGUCCAGCCCGAUUCCUUACACACCAUCUCCGAGUUCAAGCAGGCCCAUAUCGCCUGGUCUUUCAUAUGCAAGUCACACAGUUGGUUUCACGCCACCGACUUCACUGACUAGAGCCGGAAUGUCUUAUUACAAUUCCCCAGGUCUUCAUGUGCAGCAUAUGGGAGCAUCCCAUGGUAUCACGAGGCCUUCACCACGGAGAAGCAGCAGUCCUGACAAAUUCAAACGGCCCACACCGCCUCCGUCUCCCAACACACAGACUCCAGUCCAGCCACCACCACCGCCACCGCCCCCUCCCGUGCAGCCCGCGGGCCCCUCCGCGGCCGCCCCGCAGCCCGCGCCGCCGCAACAUCCGGUGCAUCCCGCGCCCCAGCCUUAAUGCAUGUGCUUAGUCUGAAUCUCACGCUGGGACUCGUACAGCGGAGCCGUCUACUCAACGCCAAAGGCUUCCUUCCCUGGCAUAUUUGGAUCUGACUUAUUUGCACUGAGGUUAUCUAGGCUUCACUAUUAAAUUGUGUUGUAAAUGUUUGUCAGAAACGCAGCCGGUGUUGUGGGUCUACAACACUAAACAGACAACUUUUUCCAUCAGUGUUUUACUUGAAUCUACAUGUACAUCCAUUCCCUGGCUGGAACAUUUGCUAUUCGAUAUUUGGUAAUUCAGCAACAGUGGCAAUUUUUGCUUGGCCCCAGAGCUUCAUUUUCCUGGCUUUUAGGUUUGUAAAAUAAAAAGGGAUAUCUUUUUUAUAUUUUUUUCCAUAAAUUUGCAGAAAAAUUCUGGGUUAUUAUAUACCCCCACCACCCCCAUUAUAAUGGUGUUUACCAAACAUACCAAUAAUUUAGCACUACAAUUCAGACCUUUGGAGAUCUAGCUUUCAGUGUAGGUUGGAAAGUUAGACGGAUCAGUGCCCAAGACAAUGUAUCGUUUAAGAGAGCUUUCUACAGAUACACUUUUUAGAGGUUAUUUUCAGUAUCUCUCAACAUCCGUGUCUCUGAUGAAACAGAUAGCCUAAGGUAAUGGAUCGUAUGGCUGUACCUUUUCUGCAUACAUGGGAUGGAUAAUUAUUGUAUAUUAAGACGUCAUUCUUUCUUUAUCUUUAAUGUUAAUCUACCCAUAUUGGCCCCCUCUGAGUUAAUGUUGUCCUCCGCACUAGUGGUUGCAAUGGCUGAUUAGAACAUGCUGUUUGAUUUCUGCUGCGGAAGGCAAUGUGAUUGUAACAAAAAACAGCUAUUUUCCCUUUCUAUUCUUUGUGUUCCUCUAACAUAAAGUUCGAACAAAUAUUUUAAAGGUGCAAAAUACUAUUAGAAAAUACUAUUUGAAAUGAACAUUAUAGGAAUAUCUUGGCAUAAUGGCCACAGAAUACUUUAUCGCUUGGCAAAACAGACAUGUGGAGGAAAGCAGCACAUUAGCAUUGAUGACUGCUUAUUUCGCCCAGUAUAAGCAAGUGUAGUGUACUAAGAAGUAUAUUCUGAAUACAUUAUUUCCAUUCAUUUAGCACAAAUAAAUUGUUUGGUUUCACUUUGAAGUGGAACACUGUGAGUCGCUCUUUUCUUCAUAAUUGCAACAUCUUUAUUUUUGCUUUUCAGCAGUUACUGUUUUGUACUUCCGUAGUAAAGUGAUUUUUACCACCUGUGUUUGCAUAUUUAUAUAUGCUGUGGACGAAAAUAACUUACUAGAGAAUGUAUAUUUUAUGAUGAGAAUGUGUAUCUGUUGGAUAUAAUCAGAGAACUGAAAAUUAAUUUAUCAGUAAUUUUUAAGAGUCCAUGUUUUGUGACAACCAUCUCUAAUAGCUAGCUCUUUACUGAACACACUCCUAAAAAAUAAGGAACCAUAACAUUGUAGAUAUUUGAUAUUGUACAGUAUAGAAACCUCCAUUUUUGCCUUCAAAUGCAUAUUUAAGAGUUACAGAAUGAAAAAAGUCUUGUUGGAUAAUAGUGUUUGGCUAGCAUUUUAAGAACUUGAGAGUAAAAGCAACAAUAGGAUUUUCACCUCUUCCUACUUCCACCCCUAAAUGGAGAAUGUCACUCCUCAGUCAUUUGGGAGAGAUCAUACGUCUCUAUAAAUUUUACUUAAAAUACCUAUGUAAUAUAUGUAAUCAUAGUACAGUUCUCACAUAUUGGCAAGAAGUUUGACAUGUAAUUAUAGCUUUAGACUUUAGUUUUUUAAUUCAAUCAGAUGGUAUGAUAGGAAACCCGGGAAUUUCACUCGCAGUUCACUGUCCCUCUGGGGACAUUGCCAGUCCAAGGAAUUCAGAGAGUAGGCAAACACAUUUUGCCUCCAUGGUGCAUUCUUGGUUUUUUUUAUAGGAGAAAUUCGGUGUAUGUUUACAAGGAUAGUUUACGAGAGGACGGAUUUAAGGGCUGUUGGGUAGUAUCUUGCACUCAAACAGGGAAGUCCUUAUGUAAUGAUCUCUCCACUUCCGUCAAUUUAGUUACCUCCUGAAAGCACAAAAGUCAAAACAUUGCCAUAUGGUGAACGAAAAAGCACUUGGCGCAAACAGUCCCUGAGAAGAUGCCUUUUCGAGGCAGGUUCUUGGCAUUCAGACUGCAGAAAUGCAGUGCUGCUUCCCCUAAACUAGUCGUUUUCAUUUCGGAGUAAAUCACAGCUCCUUUUCCAACAUAAAUCUAGUUACCUCUCCCUGCAGACAUUUCAGAAUUGACAGAACAAACACUACUAUUUUGAAUUGAUGCUGUUCCAUGUCUUUCUAAAGUGUUUUAUGAGCCCAGGUGGAGUCUGUCACACCUGGGCAGUACCUGCUAGGGUGAUCUCUUGACAAUUGUUUAGCUACCAGGGACCCACAAGGUUCAGAACCUUAGCCCAUCAAGGCAUGAGCCCUUCGCCCAUGGAAAGCUGACUCUGUGGGCAUUUCUCACGGGCUGACCUGCCAUUCCUGUUGCCCACUUGCCAGGGUAACCCUGAACUGACUCCCCAAAGGCCUUCGUAGAACCAGUAGCCAUUCCAAAGGCAAGUGGGAGCAAAGGUAGCUUCAGGAGCUUCAGCUUCCUGUCUUACGGACAGAGACCCUUGGCUACCACUGUGCUGCUAAUGGGAUAAGUACUCCUUUGCCAGAUUGCCAUGCCUUUUUUACAAAACCAAAUUAGCCUACCUAAUACCUGACACCUCUCUGGGCUCUGAACUGCUUUCUCUUAUCAAACAGGCUGGCAUUCUGCACAGAAUCCUAGAAUUUUGGCAGAUGGUGGAAGUGUUUAAGAUUUAAUUUAACCUGUUCCUUUUUUAAUGUAAAGGAGUUUUAAGUUCUGAGGUCCUGAGAUACCACAACCAUGGAAUGAAUGUAUAACCAGAGUGUGGCUUUGACACCAAGUGCUGCUGUUCCUUAGUAAGUGGCUUCUGAUUUGAGCAGAAAUAAUUGAUAAUAGGAAUUUUUAUUAACUGUUCAACUAGAACAUGUAUCACCCUUUGUUAGGUAGACACAAACUUUUCCUGCACGAAGCCUUGCUUGUAGAGGGUGCCCAAUAAGGCAAGAAAAAGCAGAGUGACUUGUGCUUUGAGAGCUCAGUAUUUUUAUCUUUCCAGUACAGAAGAAAUAUUUCUGUGUAACUCCAUCUUCUGUCUAGUACUUGUCUUAAUAGGUAACCACACUGAAAACUUUGUAGUGAUGACUACCAAAGAAAUACAUAGUAAAACAACCUUUUAUUUCCAAAUUAUUAAAGAGCCAGCCAUUGACGCUGCUACAUGAGUUCCAUGCUUAAGAGCCAUUGUAAGAGAUUAAGGGGUUUUUAGGGUUUUUUUUUUGUCAAGUUUUUCUUUUCUUUAUUUUUUGAGGAAACAUACACACACAGCUGUCAGCAUAGAAUUGUGGGAAGCAUUUUCCAGAAUGCUCAGCAGUUGUGGUUUAACUGCCAAGCCCUGGUUGCCUCUCCAUAGGCAGUGAAAGGAAUCCUAUGUCCGUGAUAGUGUGGGUGCUGUGUGUGUGCACGUGCGUGUGUGCAUUCAUGCCUUAACUCGGGUUACUGCUCAACUUUAUUCUUGACUUGGUCUGCACCAUCAUCUAGAUUGUAUGUACAUCUCGAUCUGAACUUCAUCCUGGCAAAAACAAAGUUGCAGGCACAAGAGUUUAAGAGUGCAUUCUUCCAAAAGAGUAUUUGAUCAGGUUGACCCUGAGCUUUCUUGGGACUAUAUUUGGAACUCAGCUUGGAAAGCAAAAGUGGACUGUCAAGUGGAAAGACAUCAACAAGGAAGAGAGGAGAGCCAAGUGCUAGCAUGUCUUUUGCUUCUGCAUAUCCGUGCACACUGUAUGUUGUUCAUGAUAGCUUGUCUACAACUUGACUAGGUUGGAGUUCUGGUAAUAGUGGCAAUCUUGACAUACUUGGUCAGAGUUUAGAGAGAUGUAAGACUUCCAAUUAAUGUCUUAUUUACUUUAUGUUGAUUAGUCUUUGAUACAUGUGCUGAAUCAGAAACCUAAAUAAAGAUAAUUUUUUUAAAUGGA